AUGGCAAUAAGCUUAGUAAUUCAUUUUUAACAUUCAAAAGUUUUUUGCUGCUCUUGCAACGUUAGACCGUUAGACGAUAUGCUCAUCAGAUUCAGAGGCACUCACACUUCCAUAUUUCACUGCAAUGGCGUCGGUUUGUGCAGCUUCAGGUCUCAAUUUCUCUACUCAUCAACCUCUACUCCUGCCCCGACCCAUUUCUUGGUCAAGUAUCUUGUUGAUUCUCUCGGAUUCUCCAAUGAAGAAGCUGCCUCUACAUCCUCCAAGGUAACUUCAGUGAAAACCUUAAAGAAUCCUGAUUUAGUCAUCAAUUUCUUGAAACAAACCGGUUUCGACAACACCCAGAUGAAAAAAAUGGUAUCUAGAGCACCCAAAAUGCUACUCCGUGAUGUUUCCAAAACCCUAAAACCCAAAUUUCAGUGCCUUAUGGAUCUCGGGUUAUCCGGGUCGGACCUAGUGAAUGUAAUUGCUAAAGAUGUACAAAUUAUUGAUAGAGGUUUAGUUACUCAUUUGAGACCUACCAUUGAUUUUCUUAGGAGUAUUUUGGGUAGUGAUGAAAAUGUAGUUAAGGCAUUAAAGAGAGCUCCUUGGUUGCUUACUUUUGGUCCUCAUCAUACUAUGGAGGCUAAUCGAUUGUUGUUGAGAAACAUUGGGUUUUCUGAUGAGAAAAUAAGAAAACUUGUGGUUAUAUAUCCUAAUUAUCUUACACAAAAGCCUGAAAGGAUUAAGGAUUUGUUGCAUAGACUGGAGAACGAUUUUCAAGUUCCGCGUGACUCCCCAUUUUUUCAUUAUGGAUUUCAAGUGUUAUCCUCGCAAAAGAAAUCUAUGUUGGAUAGAAAGAUUGGAAUUUUCAAGAGUUUUGGAUGGUCUGAUGAUGAUAUACUUGAGAUGUUCCGGAAGUUACCUUAUUGUAUUGGGCUUUCAGAAGUUAGAAUUCAGGAAAAACUGAAUCUUUUCAUGAAGGAGCUUGGUCUUGGACCAGCUUACUUGGUUUCUCAUCUAGGUGUUUUGAUCUAUAGUCUGGAAAAAAGGGUGGUACCUCGGAUGCAAGUGUUGAAAAUUUUGGACGAAAAGAAGCUUGAGAGAAGAAACUUGGCCCUUUCUAGUGUUCUGAGCAUAUCUGAGUCAAGAUUCAUAAGGUAUUUUGUGCUUCCCUACAAGGAUCAGAUACCUGAUCUGAAUGAACCACUCCAGAAAACGGUGGCUCCUUAGUAGUUUUUGGUUUACGUUUGGUACUAAGGGUGCUGAGAUCUUUCUGAAAUUUUCAUUUGUAAUUCAAUACAUUUUGACAGGUAACAACUAAAACAUCAUUCGUAUAGUCAGGAUAUAGUUUAUUGAAACGUCUUCUUCAUAUUUACAAGUCUGAACUGCGGUAAGCUGUACAGUUUCAAUACACCUUGUUGUUAAACUGAUUCCCUUGGGCAGUUACCUCAGAGUUUGUUCCAGAAGACAGAAAUCGAAUACUAUUUUUGCUUACUCAAUUGGUCAGAUCUGAUGUUGUUGACAUCUAAAGAAUUUUUGUUGUACCUUUGGACUCUUUUAGUCCUUCUCUUAACUUUGAUGUGAAGUUGAAGUGUUUAACAUU
Solanum tuberosum (potato) is the source of this 1582-nucleotide messenger RNA. RefSeq lists its product as uncharacterized. Gene Ontology annotation, molecular function: double-stranded DNA binding. The coding region runs from base 79 to 1209 and encodes 376 amino acids. The record is from RefSeq and is a predicted model, not a curated record. Lineage: Eukaryota; Viridiplantae; Streptophyta; Magnoliopsida; Solanales; Solanaceae. The transcript has a single exon. Gene Ontology annotation, biological process: regulation of DNA-templated transcription.